ACUCAUUUUGCAUAGAACUUAUCCCGCCUUCUCUCUAUUUGCCGGAAUACCAAACCCUAUCUUCUUCUUCCUCUUCACUUCACCACAUACCCCCUCUUCCCUUGUCCCUUUCCCUGUCCCUUUCAUCACCAUUACGCUGUUAAUCCCCAUCCCAAUAUCUGGGUUUCUGAAGGAACCCCUAAAGGAGAAGGGAAUAAUAAUAAGAAACACCUCUCUUUUUCUUGCCCCCUUUCUCACUGAUUCAAUUUUAGCCUUUCGUUUCUUUUGAUUCAAUUUAUCAUCUCAUUCUUAUUUUUCUUUUUUAAUUUGAACCUAUUAUUCUUUAUUAACCCUCAAAAGAUGGCGAUUGCUUGGUCUGAAACUGCUGCUUCAAUGGAGGCUUUAUCUUUGUCUCCUCCUAUGUCCCCACCCGUCAUCCUAACCCAAGACGAAUUGAAAAAAAUCGCCGCUUACAAAGCCGUUGAGUUCGUUGAGUCGGGUAUGGUUUUGGGUCUGGGCACGGGUUCGACAGCCAAACACGCCGUGGAUCGAAUCGGGGAGUUGCUCCGGCAAGGCAAGCUCAGCAACAUCGUAGGAAUUCCCACAUCGAAGAAAACGCAGGAACAAGCUGUUUCUUUGGGCAUCCCACUUUCAGAUCUCGACAACUAUCCCACCAUUGAUUUAGCCAUCGACGGGGCGGAUGAAGUGGACCCGCAUCUCAAUCUGGUGAAAGGGAGAGGUGGGUCGCUUUUAAGAGAGAAAAUGGUGGAAGGAGCAUGCAAGAAAUUUGUUUGUAUUGUUGACGAAUCCAAAUUGGUUAAACAUUUGGGAGGGAGCGGUUUGGCUUUGCCGGUUGAAAUCGUUCCCUUUUGCUGGAAAUUUACUGCAAAUAAGCUCCAAAAGUUGUUCCAAGGGUCGGAUUGCGUGGCCAAGCUGAGGAAUGAUGGUGAAGGGAAGCCAUUUGUGACAGAUAACGGGAAUUACAUCGUGGAUUUGUAUUUGAAGAAAGAAAUGGGGGAUUUGCAGGUUGCAAGCGAUGCUAUUUUGAGGAUUGCGGGUGUGGUUGAACAUGGGAUGUUUCUUGAUAUGGCCACCACUGUUAUUGUUGCAGGUGAGCUUGGAAUUACUAUCAAGGAUAAGUAGAACUAUUUGGGGGGGCUAUUAUUCUAACCCUUUUUCGUAUUUACUGAAUUACAACUAUUGCUUUUGGCAUCUAUAUUGAUUGAUGAUGGGAAGAGGUCGAGGCAAUUAAUUAUAAUUGUAAGGGAAGAUUGGGUUUAGGAAUGUUAGGAUUGUGACAGCAAUUGAGCUAUCAAUUGUUAUGAUAAUUUUAAUCUUACACUUCAUAGUUUUUCCUAAUAAAAAAAAAUAGUCCAAUUCAACUCA
Messenger RNA from Gossypium raimondii (Peruvian cotton), 1365 nucleotides. Its product is annotated as probable ribose-5-phosphate isomerase 2. The record is from RefSeq and is a predicted model, not a curated record. The coding region runs from base 340 to 1122 and encodes 260 amino acids. Gene Ontology annotation, biological process: pentose-phosphate shunt, non-oxidative branch. NCBI's taxonomy places the organism in Eukaryota, Viridiplantae, Streptophyta, Magnoliopsida, Malvales, Malvaceae. Gene Ontology annotation, molecular function: ribose-5-phosphate isomerase activity. The transcript has a single exon.